Molecule: messenger RNA, 1665 nt
Organism: Aureobasidium uvarum
Lineage: Eukaryota; Fungi; Ascomycota; Dothideomycetes; Dothideales; Saccotheciaceae
Source: the annotation of a GenBank genome assembly
AUGCAACUACCCAUACGGUCUGCACAGGGGCCUCCGACCAGCCCUGUCCGUCAGAAGCUCACCCUUACGACAUUGCCUAUCGAGAUCAAGAAUGAGAUCUUUUCCUACCUGUUGCUCGGCAAGAACGCAAAGUACUCAACCGGUGGCCAUGCUCCAGGACACAGCUACACGUUCCACGUGAGCAUCAUGCGCACAAACAAGCAGUUGCACAAGGAGACCGAUAACUACCUGCGCUCAUACAACGAGUUCGCAUUGAUCCAUUUGAGACAUCCUCGCCUCCUCAGCGGAUUUGCUCCAUACAUUGCAGUUGGGAAANAAGUCAGGAACUUCCGGUCGCCAGCAAUAGAAAUCACGGUAGAGGACUUGGAAUCAAAGGCCCAGUGGCCUCAUCACAACCCUCUCUACAGUCGCCCAUCGGACAGGGUGUAUGUUCAACGUGUACUCUUCCUGUCUCAAGAUCUGCCUCACUACGCUCGUCAAAUACAAUUGGAAAUUCACGUCUGGCCUUCUUCUCAAAUUUACGUCCAUCCGUUUCGCGGAUCACGUCCACUUCAGUACACACCUAUCGUCGUCAAGAAUGAUCGCAAGAUCGCAUGGAAGGUCAACCCCAGCCAUCGUACAGAUCUCACUCCCGAAGAACGCAGAGCACGCCAAGAAAGGUUGAUCGCACCUAUGGCUGCUGUAUUUGGUCACGGGCAAGCGAUUCGCUUUCCAGGUGUCGAUGCUGAUAUAUCUGCUCGUGUCAUAGAGUCCAUGACACCUCGUCUGGUCUCGAUCGACGCAGUCGGGUGGAAUCUUUUCGAGAACAUGCAAGCCCAGAAAUGCCGUUUGGAUGAAUGCCUUGUCAACGGGUUCGGAGAGCCGCAUGAUCUAUGCCAGGCGUAUAUCUUGACGGCUCAGUUGGUACAUGAGGCGCGUUCGUGGUCCCAAUACGCUCACCACUAUAACGCUGCGCUUGUUCUCAACACUCCUUACAGCCCGGCGCUCCCACCCAAGCAACCCUUAGCCAUGUUGUCGUUCAAGCCUCAGGCUCUGCGUGGUUCUCCUAGUGAUGUCUGGCUGCAUGGCAUCGCGACCAUCGGCCUGGAAUGCCUUCUCAACGCCAUGGGCCUAGCCCUCGAUACCAACAACUUCGCCCCUUUACUCGGCCCAGACAUGACCAGAACUUUACGGUGCAUGGCUAACCAACCUCACUGUUCCAAGCCAAUGCGAGAGGAGCUCUUGGACACUUCUCAUCACUACAAGGCCUGGUCUAAGGUUUUCUCAGACAGCACAGAGCACGUUCUUGACGACAAUCACUUGAGAAUGGCUAUCUUCGAUCUCGAGCAUGGUGUUUCUGAUGAUCGUGAUAGUGAGUGUGUCCUGGAGGAUAUCAGGUGCUUGAAGGAAAUCAUACGGAUCCCUGAAGACAUGGACAAGAACUUCGCUCCCGGACUCAAACGACGUAAACGUGUUUUUACCGAGCCACUCAACCUCGUGCGCCCCAAGGAUCUUCAUGGCUGGACUUCAGACGCCAUUGACAACAUGGAUCCCAAUGUGAGACAGAGCAUUAUUAAAAACUCUGAUGCGGCGAUUGUGAGCAAGAUACCUAUCCCGGCUGAGAAGACUCGUUCAGAAGGACAUGUGAUGUUGAAAAUUAUCGAUGGUACCCCAAAAGCUGCUUAG